UAAUAACAUUUAAUAAAACAUUAGCAAAAUCAAAGACAUACAUAUAAGCAUUAAUACAAUAGUAAAUACUCUAUGUUUAGCAAACUAGCAUGAAUCUACCCAAGUGAUACAUGAAUAUUUUGUGUAGAAAUGGUACAAUCAAUAUACUUAUCCAUCAAAGGCAAAGAAGCAGAAGAUGCUUCCCUCUUGAAGGAAGAUCCAAAGUGGCAGAUGACCAUAUGUUUCCCAGUAAAAUCCCCUAAUGCCCCACCCAUUUGGCUUAGUGUCUGCCUACUCUCCUCACAUUAAGUGGAAAAACAGGUUCUUUAACCACACCUACUGUGGCUGUGUUUGAAACUAAGCUUUAGACCGUGGGGGCAGGGAAAUGUAUACUAAAUGGGAUAUAAUGGAUGUAAAAACACAAUUUAAAUAUCCAUUACAGGAUACUAAAUUUAUGGGGACAGAACGUUAAUCCAGGGAUUUAUUCUCAUUGCAAUAUUAAAGUCAGGAAGGAAUUUUUCCUUUGUCGUGGGGCAAUUGGCACCAGCCUCAUGUUUUUUUUUUUUUUUUUUGCCUUUCUCUGGAUCAACGCAGUGGUGUUUUAGGUUGAACUCCAUGGACUCUUCUUUAUUUCAACCUUAAAAGCUAUGUUACUGUGAACAUCUUGUUUUUACCUUUUUGCCUUCCCUCUCUUGGGAGGCUGGUAAGAAUACUGAUAUUCAGUAAUGGUGUCUAGCUCUGCUCACUAACACUAUGAUUCUAGCAAAGGAGCGUAAGCACAUUUAUCGAUCAAAGAAAUCAUAUUUUAUAAAUGUCUUGUCCUUAACACUAAGAACCAUUGACAUUACAGCCUUCAACUUCUGAAAGCAGUGGCAUUGGAUUCAUUUAUUUUUUAAACUUCAUUGUCAGAGGUGUUUUCUUUUCACAGUGCAAGAAACUAUGGGGGAUAUUUAUUAAGGCAUGUGCGCCUGCAAGCAUAGCACAAGUGGCUAAUAUAGACAGAGAAACUGACACAUUUAUGUAACUUUCCAUCUGUGUAUUCUUUUUUUCUUUGAGCGGUAGAGGGUGUUUAGUAGGAAAAGUGGGUGUGGUUUCACUUAUGUACGUCUUUACGCUGGAUUUAUCAUAUGCGCAUAAUUGAGCAAAUAACACUCCACCCCAGACCACCUGUACAUAACUGCACAAUGUUUACUUUAAAGUAAACAAACACAUUAAUGAAAAUCUGCAACUUCAGGUAUAACUUUACCAUUCAUUAAAAUUAUUUUCACCCAUUACUCCUGGUAAAGUGUAGCAUGCAAGUUGGGUUCAGUUUUGGGUUUCAAACAGCAACAUGAUGUUGCACUAUAAUAUUUUAGAAGGUACAUCACUCAAAGUAAAUUCUGGACAGCUGGACAAUAUAAAUUGCAUAGAAUACAUGCACUAAAACACUGCAUAGUAUAUCUCCCUCAAGAUCUUCUAAUAUAUUCAGCUUUAAGCUACGCUCACAAAGUUGAUAUCGCAGUUACAUCCAGCAUAGAAAUCAACUAAAUAUGCAUAUGCAUGUAAACGAGCUGGUGUUUAUGAACAGUCCUUCAGAAGCAAAGGUGAACAUGAGCUACAUAAGUAGCAUGUUCUUCUGUAUUCAAAAUCUUAACUGCAGUAUCAAUUAGGUCUUCUCUUUCCUCCUAAGAAGUGUGAAGACAACCUCAGUAGUUGAUCAGACGUGCUCACUGCUUAGGAUUUAUUUUUUAUUUUUUUAAAGGGCACGAUUCUGUAGAGUCAGGAAAGUUUUCUGAGAUAUCUGGCCAGUCAGAUUUCUAGGCACCUGUGUGCCAAAAUUUUUAUGUAAGUAUCUUGUCUUUGCAUGAUGGUACAACUAUGCAUCUGUAUUAAUUAAAGCCUGAAUUGGUCACAUAGGGAGAAAUGUAUACCUUUUUUCUGUUCAGUUUGUGUGCCUUGGUGCAAGCUUAAAAAUAUUACAGCACCACCAAGAUCAGAUGGUGUCACAUAUCAUGGGCUGGAUGUGUGGCACACAAUGAUAAAGCACUCCCUCUUCUUAAGUAUUUCCAUCUUCAUAAGGAUACUUCAGUCUGCUUGGUUUCAUGCGUUCCGCUUCCCAUUUCAUGAGUACCUGUUGCAGAAUAACCUUUAGCGAGGUUUUAUCAAGAAUAUAUUUGCAUCAAAAAGUUUGACAUUUUAAAAGUCAUUCCCCAAUUCCAAGAGCUCUUAAAGGAGCUUGUGAAAAACCUGAUUCAGGCUUCAAUGCUACAGCCCAGUUUUAGACUUGAAUACCAAACGCAGACAGGCUAGUAUAGCAUUAUCGCCAAACGUUCAUUGACUAAAGUAUUGUUGUCCAUGUUUCUCCUUGGUUAAGCCCAGCCCAUGUAUGGAGCUCUCCAUCAUGUGGUCAUAAAACCAGUACCUAUAUCUUGACAGUCUUCAAAAUCCUCUUCUCCAGAAACCAUUUUCAAUUUCUCCCAUAGCCUGUCAUGCUUCUCUGUUCUGUCUUCAGCUAGAUGAAUGCUGUGGGGCACUACAGGAAUAAUUUUGCCAGUUUCAUGGACAAAUGGUGGCUGCCAGUGUUCGACCCACAAGGUAUACAAUUGAACCAAAGUUUCCUAACACUAGUCUGUUCACGUUAUAAAGACUAUGCAGGCAUGGACUAAUUUCUUCAAGAAUUUGAAUCAACUGUACAAAACCUGCUCCAUCCUAAACCCACAAAACCUCAACCUACAGCAUAGAUACAGCAUCACACAUGACAAGCCAAGGCACCGCCUCCAUGUCGUAGACGCCUUCCCGCCUAAUUCCAGUCACAAUAGCCCCUCCUCCCACUUCAGCUGCGGCGGCCAUGUUUCCCUGUCCUUUAAACGACGAGAGUCUAAGUGCAAGGUCACACCAGUCAUGUAGCUGACACCUCGAGCAUAACGAGUAAAACACGCAAGCAUGAGAUCCGUAGUUCAAUCACCUCCCGUAAAACACGCCAAUAAAGCAUACUCAGUCGCCGUCCCUAUAAGAGCGUGAUGUGAUCCCGGGCACAUCCUGCGCCGCCACAAGCCCCGUCCUGUCCGUAACUCCCCACACUACCGCCUGACUAAAGCCUUGAGCAGGAACGAGCCUUAACCACGCCCCGCCGCGCGCACACUUGGCUCAGCCAACCCCCUCCAUUCCGGGGGUCUUACGACUGUCACGUGUCCUGCUGGGCGUGGCCAAGUCCCGAUGACGUCGCCGCUGGCUUACUCCUAAGUUUUUCUUCACAUUUCGUUAACGCACGUUGUCCUGAUAUGACGACGCUUUUGGGUUGAGCAGGGCGGGAGAACAUCGUCCCAUGGCCGGUUUUCACUGAAGUACCCGGAAGAUCUGUGUCAUCUUUUUCUGCGUUCACGUCUGCCCUGUACAGCAGGCUCGCUUCUUCUAACGGACGCGCGUUCAUGAGCGGUUGGGCGGCAACUACCAAGGUUUGCGCACUGCGGAAGGGGCGGGGAAGUGCGCCGGAAACCGAGCCGUGAGAGUGUUAGUGUGAGUUAGGGUUUAUGAGUGUGGGAUGAGGCAUGCUUCGUAAAGGCUAGGUGGACGUGGACUCAGGAUCCCUUAUUGGUCUGUGACAACGGUGUUUAGAGUGAGGUGGGUGAUUGGUUUUCCCAGACAUAAUAGAACAGUUUUUUGUUUUUUUGCUAUUACCUAAAACUGCUGUUAAACAGUCAGAGGAAAGAAGGUUUUUAACUGCAAGAAUGGCAAGAUUCAAUUAAAUGGAUAGCAUAGAAAUGUAAAUAUUACAAGAGGUGAUUUAUUGCUUAUGGCUGGGCUCACGUUGUUUAGCAUAUGAUCAAUAUGUUGGUGGGAAGUCUGACAUCUGACGUAAAGUGGUGUCCUGUAGUAUAAAAACAUAAUGUUAUGAAUGGAAUAGUGGGAAGGUCAGCACUAUUUCAUCCAGCGAACUUCAGCGCAUACGUCUUCAGUGCAUACUCAUCCGUCAGAUACCAAGAAAGUCUACUGGCGGAUGUUAGUGACGCCACUGUAAGAAAACACUGAAGAUAUCGCUGUGAAAUGGGUUGGGAACGUGAUGUGAUGCACAAGCAAUAAGUAUCAACGAGGGUCCUUUACAUAUGAUCAGAGAAACCAGCGAUUGACGCAUUUUUUGUAUUUCUGCCAUUUUGUCAGGAAGAGCUGAAAUCAUGGCCUUUACAAACUACAGUAGUCUAAACCGUGCUCAGUUGACUUUCGAGUAUCUCCACACUAACUCGUUGUGUAUACAAAUUUAGAAGUGUAUGGGAGCCAUCAUGGAGAUGGGCUUGCAGUGUAUGGGAGCCAUCAUGGAGACUAGGCUCCACCUAGUAGCUAAGAGACAACUGAACAUUGGUGAUAAAGCCUGCAGAGAAGAAAUCUAGGGGAAAAUGCCAUGUACAAGUAGUCUUUAAUUGUCAGCACAGUCUUCUCUCUUAAGACCACACAUGAGUUCCUGUUUGGAGCUUUGGCUGAAUUAGUUGAUAAUGCAAGAGAUGCUGAUGCUACAAAAAUUGAUAUUUUUACAGUGUCACGAGCAGAAUUAAGAGGAGCUUUUAUGCUUUGCUUUCUUGAUGAUGGAACGGGGAUGGACCCAAGUGAGGCAGCUAGUGUUAUCCAGUUUGGACGUUCUGCUAAAAGAACUCCUGAGUCUAUUCAAAUUGGACAGUAUGGAAAUGGAUUGAAAUCUGGCUCUAUGAGAAUUGGAAAAGAUUUUGUCCUUUUCACGAAGAAGGGAGAUACAAUGACUUGUCUCUUUAUGUCACGUACCUUUCAUGAAGAAGAAGGAAUUGAUGAGGUGAUUGUCCCACUUCCUACAUGGAAUUCAAAAACGGGGGAGCCAUUGACAGAUAACAUGGAAAAAUUUGCCAUUGAAACGGAAUUGAUCUACAAGUACUCUCCAUUUCAUUCUCACAAGGAGGUUAUGGAACAAUUCAAAAAAAUUACUGGAGAUUCUGGUACACUAGUUGUAAUUUUUAAUUUGAAGUUAAUGGACACUGGUGAACCAGAACUUGAUGUAGUGUCUGAUCCAAAAGAUAUUCAGAUGGCUGGUACCUCACCCGAAGGAACGAAGCCAGAAAGGCGUUCAUUUCGAGCUUAUGCUGCUGUUCUUUAUAUUGACCCAAGAAUGAGAAUUUUUAUUCAUGGUCACAAGGUUCAGACCAAACGAUUAUCUUGUUGUCUUUACAAGCCCAGAAUGUACAAAUAUACAUCAAAUCGGUUCAAAACACGAGCUGAACAGGAGGUGAAGAAGGCAGAGCACAUGGCAAAAAUUGCGGAGGAAAAAGCACGUGAAGCAGAGAGUAAAGCACGAGCUCUGGAAUCUCGUCUUGGAGAGGACCUGGCCCGAGAAUCUAGGGCUUCUCUCAGGCAGGUGCAAAAUGCUGCAAUUACUGCCCGUCGAGAGGCAGAUGUUAAGAAGCGUAUUAAAGAAGCAAAGCAAAGAGCCCUUAAAGAACCAAAAGAGUUAAACUUUAUCUUUGGAGUAAAUAUUGAGAAACGGGAACUUGAUGGCAUGUUUGUGUAUAACUGCAGUCGGCUAAUAAAGAUGUAUGAAAAAGUUGGACCUCAGCUUGAGGGAGGAAUGGCCUGUGGAGGAGUAGUAGGAGUGGUUGAUGUGCCAUAUCUUGUUCUGGAGCCUACACACAACAAACAAGACUUUGCUGAUGCCAAGGAAUACCGACACCUUAUGAAAGCUAUGGGGGAACACUUAGCACAGUAUUGGAAAGAUAUUGGCAUAGCUCAAAAGGGCAUUGUAAAAUUCUGGGAUGAGUUUGGUUACAUAUCCGCAAACUGGAAUCAGCCACCAUCUUCAGAACUGAGAUAUAAACGAAGGCGUGCAAUGGAGAUCCCAACCACUAUUCAGUGUGAUUUAUGUUUGAAAUGGCGGACUCUUCCUUUCCAGCUCAGUGCCGUGGAGAAGGAGUACCCAGAUACGUGGGUCUGCUCAUUGAAUCCUGACACAGAACAAGAUAGAUGUGAGGCUCUGGAGCUGAAACAGAAACUUCCUGUUGGAUGGCUUAAGAAAGAAAUUUCUACCCAGGAAGAGAAGAAAAAACAACUGAGUGAAAGGAUCCUCAAACAACAGGAGAAGUUAGAUGCCUUGCAGAAAAUAUCUACAGUUCGGUCAAGUGCAGACUUGAAAAAGCUCCCCUUGGAAGUUAGCACACGCUCCACAGAGAGUCCUGUUUCAGUAAGCAGACCGUUGAGGCCAAGAUCCCCACCUUUACCUGCAGUCUUGAAAGAAGCUGUGAAACCUCCUCCUACACGAAUGACCAAUGCUGUCAGAAGGGCCGAAACACAACGAAGUCAAGUGUUGAACUGUGAGCAGGCUAGCACAUCAAAAGCUCAGUCUUCAGGACCUGUUAAAGCUAGUCAAACUGCCAAGACUCUUAAUAAAAUAACUUCAGUUGUAAAAUCUUCACCAUCCUAUUCAAAACCUACUGUGGUACAAACUGCCAAAUCUCCCAAAUCUAUACCACCACCACCAGUCUUGAAGAACUUGAAGCUACAUGCAGCAAAGAAACCAGCACCAAGCAAAAGCUCUCCGGUAAGCAGUGGGCGAAAGAGAAGUUCACAGCAGAUAGUGAUUGAUGAUGAGGAAGAAGAAGAAGAGGAGGAGGAGGAGGAGGAGAAGGAGCCAGUCUCUUCUCGGAAACCUGAAAAGGCUAAAAGAUCAAAGCUAAUUGUAGUGAAACGGGAGAAAAAAGAUCUGAAUGAAGAAGUUGUUAAGGUUCUGCAUGCACUCUCUGACUCUUCUCAUGACUCAAAUGUGUCAUUGCAAUCAUUGCAGUUGGACAGCCCAGAUGUGGAUGAUAUUGUAUCCACUAAAGCAGCACAGAAAGAUAAAGGUUUACAUGUAGAAGUGCGCGUAAACAAGGAGUGGUUCACAGGACGUGUUACUGCUGUAGAAGCUGGAAAACAUGCUGUUCGCUGGAAAGUGAAGUUUGAUUAUGUGCCAACAGAUACGACGCCACGUGAUCGAUGGGUAGAGAAAGGUAGUGAUGAUGUGAGACUCAUGAGGCCACCGUCACCAGAACGAGAGACACCGGAUACCCAACAGGCAGAGCCUUCUACCUCUGAUAACACCCGAAUAGAGCCAGAUACAACAGAGCCAAGUGCUUGCCUUGCUCCUGUGGAACAACUUACUCAAGUGCUUCGGAACUGCUUACGUUAUUUUUUACCACCCAAUUUUCCUAUAACGAAGAGUGAACUAAGUACAAUGAGUGCUGAGGAUCUUAUAGCUUUUCCACUAAAAGAUUACUUUAAGCAGUAUGAAGUGGGCUUGCAGAACUUGUGCAACUCUUAUCAGAACCGUGCUGACCUCCGCGCAAAAACCUCUGAAGAGAUGCAACGCAGUGCAGAAAAGAAAUGCAAAGAAUCUGAAGAGAAGUUGCAAAAAUUAAGGACCAACAUUGUAUCUCUGUUACAGAAAGUUCAAGAGGACAUUGACAUAAAUACUGACGAUGAGUUGGACGCCUAUAUUGAGGAUCUCAUUGCCAGAGGAGACUGAACUGUUCUAAAGAACUUGUUUCAUGUUUUGAUGGACAGAAGGAGAAUUUCCUUUUAAAGCCCAUGUAAAUGUAUUCACUGAGGAGGAGCCGAUACAAAUUACGAGUUAAUUUUUUCUUGUAAUAUGUUUUCUUGGUUUUUACUUAACAGGCAUGUGCUUUUUGGAAAGUUUUAAACAUUGUAGUUCUUGAACUCAUGUCUUUGUUUAUAAAUAUUUAUUUUUUAUUGGAAAUCAAAACACCUGAGCUUUGGUGCUUUAUUAAAAAAAGAUUCAACUGU
Messenger RNA from Hyla sarda, 7749 nucleotides. It is a transcript of the gene MORC2, whose product is annotated as MORC family CW-type zinc finger 2. The transcript is spliced from 28 exons. Gene Ontology annotation, cellular component: nucleus. The coding region runs from base 4517 to 7471 and encodes 984 amino acids. The record is from RefSeq and is a predicted model, not a curated record. Gene Ontology annotation, molecular function: zinc ion binding. Lineage: Eukaryota; Metazoa; Chordata; Amphibia; Anura; Hylidae.